AUGUUGGCCAUUUAUUUGUGUCUUCUUCCUUCUUUUUCUUUUCUUUUUCCUUCCAUAUAUGUACUUUCGUCUUCUUUUCUUCACUGUUUUCUUCCUUUAUCUACUGGACGACAUGUUUAUUACCAUCUUUCCAUUUUAUCAUAUCUAUGUCAUUUUGCUUUCUCCCUGUCUCUAUUUCCAUUUCGUCCUGUUCACUUUUCUAACGUUCUGUCGUGCAUUAUAUUCGUCAUUGUUAAUACUCUAUCACUUUUCUUCCUUCUAUGUUUUCCAUUUAUACGAUUGUUAACGCCAUGCAUUUUCAAAGUAUUACUUUUUAAUUCUUUUCUUUUUUUUAUCCCUCCUUGUUUAUUUUGCCUUCCGUUUUCUUUCUUUCUUUCUUUUUUAUCAUUUUCUAAGAUUCUUUCUCUGUGUACUGAAAUGAUUCACAUAUUGCACUUCAUUCUCUAUUGUUUCUUUUUGUUUUUUUGUUUCUUUUUUUGUUUCUUUUUUUUUGUCAGCAUUAUUGAUUCACAUUUUUCUUCGUUUCUGUUUCUUUUUAAUUCUUUCUUUCGGGUUUCUUUACUCAUUAUAUUCUCAUUAUUUUUUUUUCUCUUGACACGUAAUUUAUUUAUUUAUUUCAUUUCUUUCUUUUUCCCUCCUUUCUUUCUUUCUUUCUUUCUUUCUUUUUUUUUUUCUAUCUUUCUUCCUUUCUUUCUUUCUUUUUUUCUUUCUUUCUUUCUUUUUUUUCUUUCUUUCUUUCCCUUCAUACUUUCAUAUACUUACAAUCAUAUUUUCUUUUCUCCUUUACCUUCUUCUCAGUUUAACCAAUCAAUUCAUCUUCUUUUAACGUCGCUUCCUAUCUUUACUGACCUCCUCUGA
Messenger RNA from Acanthosepion pharaonis, 858 nucleotides. The record is from the annotation of a GenBank genome assembly. NCBI's taxonomy places the organism in Eukaryota, Metazoa, Mollusca, Cephalopoda, Sepiida, Sepiidae.